This is a messenger RNA of Solea senegalensis (Senegalese sole), 1809 nucleotides long. Its product is annotated as zinc finger protein basonuclin-2. The record is from RefSeq and is a predicted model, not a curated record. Lineage: Eukaryota; Metazoa; Chordata; Actinopteri; Pleuronectiformes; Soleidae. Bases 25 to 1809 code for a protein of 594 amino acids. The transcript has 9 exons. Gene Ontology annotation, cellular component: nucleus. Gene Ontology annotation, biological process: regulation of DNA-templated transcription.
AGAAACGUCAGACGAAGAAGAGACAUGAGGAAGAGUCCAGACACUCACGAGUCCGUCAGCUGUUCAGUCUCCAGCUGCAGCUGUCAGUGUUUUAAACCUGGAAACGUCAAAUUCAGGUCAUGUGAUCGUUGUGGACACGGCUGGGUGGUGCACGCCCUGGAGAAGCUCCGGGCCCCGCCUUCCUCCAGCUGCGGCCCAGCAGAGGUGGCUCUUCCUGGGCUGGUGUUGGACCUGAGCUCCCUGGUUCUGUUUGGAGCUCAGGCCGUUCCCGUCCGUCUGAAGAUCCUGCUGGAUCGCCUCUUCAGCGUCCUGACCCCCGACCAGGUCGGACACAUCCUGCACACACUGGGCUGGAGUCUGGGAGAUUAUGUGAGAGGAUACAUGCUGCAGUUUCCCAGCGGGACGGUGUUGGAGCGCUGGACGAUGGCGACUCCCGAAGAAGAGCUGCUCAUCCUCAAACAGUUCCUUCGCUUUGGCGAGACCCGCCCCAUCGCAGAGCUGAUGACGCCUCAGUGUCUGGCAGCUGUCAAUCACCACUCUGAUCCAGAUCCCGCCCCCAAGAGCUGCCACUCAAACAUCGACUUGUUCACUGAGCGUAAAGGAACGUCCAGAAACUCGAGAGAAGAUGUCCGUCAUUUUGAAGACCUCCCAGGUGGACGGCCUUUGCUUCCAAGUCUUCCAAGCUCCGCCUUUCAGCAUUUGGUUCCUUCCAACCAGGAUCUUGCUCCUCCCCCGAGGCUGACUCAGCACCUACAAGAGCCCAGAGGAAAAUUCACCCAAAAACACAGGCAGGAAGGAAAAAGAGACGCACAAGAGAACGAUCUGACUUUGAUGGAGUCCAAAUGUGAGCCGGUCUUUAAAAUCAAAGCAGACCCUGACAGUCCAGUCCAGUCCCGGUCACUGUGGCAUCCAAACAUCAACAGUGAUGACGAGGUCAAUCUUCUCAGAGGCGUGGCCAAACAUGAGACCGCCUCCUCACCCUCUCCUCCUUCAUUCAUCCCAGUAUCUUCCUCAUUCUGUCCGUUCAUUUCCUCCUCUGCAUCCUCUCCCUCGAGGAUCUACCCGAGGUUGCAGAGCUCCUCUCCCUCCUGUUUUCGUCCGCUCCCAUCCUUCUCCUCCUCCUUCCUCUGGAAGUCGGAAGGGGAGAGUCUAUUGUGGCGUUUGUGGGAAAAGCUUUUACGACAAAGAAACCAUUUCCCCUCUGUUUGUGCAGGAACUCUGAAGAUCCACUACAACGCUGUCCACCUGAAGAUCAAACAUCGCUGCACCGUGUCCGGGUGCACCAUGGUCUUCAGCUCACUGCGUAGCCGCAACCGUCACAGCGCCAACCCGAACCCGCGGCUACACACCGAUUCCAACAGAGACAGACCUUCUGAACAAUGCACACAAGAUGGCGACUCUUGCACACUUGAGCGUGUCCACCGACCUAGAAAUGGUUUAAACGGGCAAACUUACUCCAAACCCCCUCAAACUGACUCCCCUCCUCCUUCUCCUCCCCCGUGCAACAACCACGACUCCACCCGUCUGCCUCUCAUGUCCCUCACUCCCCUCACUGUGAUGAAGGAAACAGAAUGCGUAGCUACCCUUAACACUUACAACAACACUGCACCUGUGUCCCUGUCGGGCCACGCCCCCAUCACCAUGGCAAACUGUGCCAAAGGAAAACAGGGAGCGCUAACCGAUCAGCAGCAACAGUGGGAAUCAUGUGACUCCGUUCCGAAGAAGAAGCCCAGAAAGUCAAGCACGCCAGUGAAAAUAGAAAGAGGGAACCUGGAGGGGAGGAGCAACAAGAAGGAGGAGGAGUUUUGA